Messenger RNA from Nematolebias whitei (Rio pearlfish), 577 nucleotides. RefSeq names its product BAALC binder of MAP3K1 and KLF4 b (gene baalcb). The record is from RefSeq and is a predicted model, not a curated record. Gene Ontology annotation, cellular component: cytoplasm. The annotation marks the transcript as partial. Lineage: Eukaryota; Metazoa; Chordata; Actinopteri; Cyprinodontiformes; Rivulidae. The transcript is spliced from 4 exons.
CAUCCGGGAAGUGACGGUGUCCUGCAGAGGCAGAGCUAUGGGCUGCGGGGGGAGCAGGACUGACGCUCUGGAGCCUCGUUACCUGGAGAGCUGGACCAAAGAGACGGAGUCCACGUGGCUGACGAGCACCGACACCGACAUCCCCCUGUCAUCCAUCCAAAACAUCCCCUUUGACAACUCUGAGAUCGGCUUCGCUUCUGAGAAAACAAUCAGCCCCGUUCCAGAUUUCUUCGAAGAUGGCCUUCCUCCUCCCGCUCAGGCGUACCUGAAGGUUUGCUCGGCCGUGUCUGAAGCCAGUCUGAGUGACGUGAAGCCCAGCAGCCCGCCGUCCAUCCUGUCCUCUCCGCAGAAGGACGUGUCGCCGUCGUCGGGCACCACGGUGCAGCGAACAAGUGUUCUGCACACCGAAGAAAUAACAAAAUGGCAGGACAACAGGAUGUCCACCAAGCAGGUGACCAUUACCGUAACACAGAGCAUCCAUCAGGUGGACAAAAACGGCAAAGUUAAGAAGUCCCUCACCACCUACGAGGUUAUGAAACCCGUGGAGACUUUAAAGGACCUCAUCUUGACCUCGGGC